AUGGCGCUUCAAUUGGCGGAUGGCCUGCCGGACUGUGCCAUACCGUGUCUGUCGCAGGCCGUCAACAUCACAACAUGUGCCGUCACCAACUUGACGACAACAUGUCUAUGUCAGGAUAAGCCCGCCGUCGAGGCCUUUCGCGUCUGUAUACUCGCCAAGAACAUCACAUGGACAAAGUGCGGAUAUCCUUAUCACCAUCAGACAGAUUCGAUAGCCGGCAAAGUAUCGCUCGUGAUCAUCACCGCCGUCUUCGUGCUAGCGAGGAUGCUCUCCAAGUUUCUGAGGCUGUCGACGUGGGGGCCGGACGACUUCACGUUGAUAUUGGGAUACUUGUUCUCUAUUUCUUUUGCCAUUUCCAAGUUUCGAGGCAUCGGUCGAGAUAUAUGGACUCUCUCCUACGACGAGAUAACUCGCUUCAUGCAAGUAAGACACUUCCCAUCACCACCACACCCCGAAUAUUCUACAGCAGCAAACAUGCCGCAGAAGCUCACAAACCAACUCGAAAACCGGCAGGUCUUCUUCGCCUUCGAAGUAAUCUACACCCUCUCCAUCUCCGCCCUCAAAGCCUCCAUCCUCUUCUUCUACAUCCGCGUCUUCAGCAUGGUCAGCCGCACCUUCAGCCUUGUCCUCUGGCUCACCCAGGCCUUCAACUUCUUGUUUUGCCUCGCCUUCACCGUCGCGAACCUGAACCAGUGCCGCCCCUUCAGCAACGCCUGGGAGGGCUGGGACGGCCGCCACCCGGGGUACUGUAUUAACGUCUACGCCAUGUUCAUCGCGCACGCGGCGAUCAACAUCGCGCUCGAUGUGUGGAUGUUGGGGUUGCCUGUCACGCAGGUGCUGUGGUUGAAUUUGAGAAAGAGGCAAAAGGUGGAGAUUGUGGUCAUGUUUUCGUUGGGUGUUGUCAUCACAAUCGUCAGCGCGGUCCGUCUAAAAGUCCUCCUAAGCCUCGAAGGCUUCCAAGACCCAACCUACGACGCAUUCUACCUCCACAUGUGGUCCUACAUCGAACUCUCCGUCGGCAUCAUCGUCGCAUGCCUCCCCUCGACCCGCCAAGUCUGGCGCCAUCUCGUCCCCAAACUCCUCCGUCUCGUCGGGCUGGGAAUUCCCAAACACCACCACAACCACCACCACGGCCAUGAAAGGCCGGGUGACUCAGCAAAGAAUCUUCGCGACAUUUUGUUUAUGAGUACGAACACAGGAGGUGGUGGAGGAGAAGAGGGAGGUGAGGAGGAGCAUUCGUCGUCGUCGGCGGGACCUUCAAGUCCGAGUGGAUCGUCGACUCGUCGUCAGGAGGUACACUGUAAUUUGUAA
Messenger RNA from Colletotrichum costaricense, 1311 nucleotides. Its product is annotated as CFEM domain-containing protein. The transcript is spliced from 7 exons. Bases 1 to 1311 code for a protein of 436 amino acids. The record is from RefSeq and is a predicted model, not a curated record. Lineage: Eukaryota; Fungi; Ascomycota; Sordariomycetes; Glomerellales; Glomerellaceae.